UGUUUAUUCGGGUCAUUGGGUCAAUUUUAGCUCACGUAUUUCGGGUCAGUUUAAAAUCGGAUCUUAUAUCAACAUUAAUUUUUACAUAAUUUUAAAUUCAUUUUAAAAUCGGGUUCUGUUGUAAGGUCGGGUGAUCGGGCCUGUUUUAAAGCGUACACCUAGUUAUGAUUAGGAUGGAAGCAUAAAAUUUCCAUGUGCAACUAAGGAAAGUUGAACUUAUGUAUAUAGUCCUAUAUGGUUGGUUUAGUUAAGAAAAAAAAAAACACAGGUUUUUUCAGCCAUGACUACAGCUUGGUCUAAAGACCAUUCUACAGCUUCACACUAUAAGAAAAACGUAGUUUCAUCUAUCGCGAUUUCAGUUGUUCUAUUUACAGUAUUCGUAACAUGGGAUUCGUGGAUCUUGAUAUUGUCGCGGCCUAGUACAUCUGUUAUUUCAAACUAUUUUUAUGGGGUCGAAGAACCUGUUGGAGAUUCCGGUUCUUUUGUUCCUAAGGAAAGUUUGCAUGUGUCCAUGUUUGGUCGUAGUGAGGAGACAAAGAUCGAGGUUGAGGUAGAGACAACGACAAAAGAUGUAGGCGAAGUUGUUCAGAACGAUCAUAUUUCGAACGAUGAAAAUCCAGAAGAUUCAGAAUGUGAUCUAUACAGUGGAGAAUGGUACUAUGAUGCUAACGGGCCAUUGUACACGAACAACUCAUGUCCUGUCCUUACGCAGAACCAAAACUGCCAAGGAAAUGGGAGGCCUGACAAAGAAUAUGAGAACUGGCGAUGGAAGCCGUAUAAUUGUGAACUACCAAGAUUUAAUGCCACCAAAUUUUUCGAGUUAAUGAACGGAAAAACUAUUACAUUUGUCGGAGACUCUGUCGCUCGUAAUCAGAUGGAGUCACUUCUGUGUAUACUGUGGCAGGUUGAAACACCAAUUAACAAAGGAAACAAGCGUAUGCAACGUUGGAUUUUUAGAUCAAAAUCGAUUACGAUACUUCGAUUUUGGUCUGCUUGGCUAGUAAAUCACACUACAGAACCAUUCAGCAAUCAACCUGGAGACAUACUCAAAAUGCACCUAGAUGUUCCUGAUCAUAGCUUCAUAGAAUACGCCUCGAAGUCUCAUGUAGUUGUCUUUUCCAACGGUCAUUGGUUCCCUAAACGAGCCAUAUAUUUCUUGAACAACGAAAUUGUCGGAGGGCAACUAUGGACACCACCUGACAAUCGUCUACUUAACAUAACUACAACCGAAGCCUUUGAGCUAUCUACCGAGACUACAUUAACUGCGAUGGCUACUCAUCUAAACUACUCCGGAUUAACCAUUGUAACGACUUAUUCACCUGAUCAUUACGAAAAUGGUGCAUGGAAUACGGGUGGAUCAUGUACAGGUAAAGUUAGGCCGUUGAAGCCAGGCAAAAUAGUCGAACAUGAGUAUACAAAUGCAAUGCAUGAUAAACAAGCCACUGGGUUCUAUAAGGCUAGUAAGAAGAUAACGAAUAACUCGAAAAUGAAAUUGAUGGAUAUUACGGAAGCUUUCAAGUAUCGUCAUGAUGGUCAUCCAGGUCCAUACCGGAGUCCUGACCCGAAUAAGAUAACAAAAAGAGGUCCGAAUGGGCGUCCACCACCGCAAGAUUGCUUGCAUUGGUGUAUGCCGGGUGCUGUUGAUACAUGGAAUGAAAUGAUGCUAGAAAUCAUUAGACAAGAAUUUGAGGGCAGCCAAAAAAAAAUGGUAGCUAGCAAGUUUAGCCUUUGAUUGAGAUCAUUUGUUUACUUUUUUGUAUAGCAACUCUUUUGUAAAUUCAUUUUAUUGAUGAGGGGAAACAAACAAAAGUUGUGAUUAUUAAUUGAAGUCCACACAAUAAUAUAAUUUUAUAAAUUGUAUUUGUUUUUACAAUAUUAAUGUCAUUGAUAAUAUU
This is a messenger RNA of Amaranthus tricolor (Joseph's coat), 1895 nucleotides long. RefSeq names its product protein YLS7-like. The record is from RefSeq and is a predicted model, not a curated record. The coding region runs from base 281 to 1732 and encodes 483 amino acids. Gene Ontology annotation, molecular function: O-acetyltransferase activity. NCBI's taxonomy places the organism in Eukaryota, Viridiplantae, Streptophyta, Magnoliopsida, Caryophyllales, Amaranthaceae. The transcript has 3 exons. Gene Ontology annotation, cellular component: Golgi apparatus.